GCUAGUGAGUUAAAAAACAAAAACUCAGGACAGGUAGAGCAAGUGACGAGGUGUCAGGUUUCGAUAUUUACUGGAGUUCUUCCUGCCGGGGAGUGUCAAAAACUAUUUGUUAAUACAACUCGUCAACAUACAAAUCUGGAUACCUUUAAGCAAUGGCCCCAAAAUACGACGGUCUGUCCCACUGCAAGCUGGCCCUGGUGUUUGCGGUGCUGAUGGACCUGCUAGGUGUGACCUCCUUGCUGCUGGGUGUCUUUGCGCCGCUGGAGAUCCAGGGAAGAGACUUUGGGGAUUUUCUGGUCUACUCGGGAGCCCUGUUGGUUCUGCUGUCCUUGGCGGGCUGGGUCUUGUGGUACAGUGGCAACAUCGAGGGUCUGACCUCCAGGAAGGAGCUGGGGGGCGCCAUGGGCAGCGCUGUGGACCGCGUGGCCCGAUCGCUGAGCAGGAGGAUGCGGCUCCCCAGGACUCGCAGCAGUCCCACAUAGACACUCGCGCACUGCCGCUGUGUACAAGGACAAACAACAGCAAUUGUAAAGCAAGGCGCUGCAUUCUGUUUCAAUAUACAGACUUAUUCAUGUUGUAGAAUAGUCAGUGUUGCCCUCAUUUGAGUUAAACAAACCAAAAGCUAUGAAAUAAAUCACUUUUUUAAUGUACAA
Syngnathus typhle (broad-nosed pipefish) is the source of this 653-nucleotide messenger RNA. RefSeq names its product transmembrane protein 238a (gene tmem238a). The transcript is spliced from 2 exons. The record is from RefSeq and is a predicted model, not a curated record. The coding region runs from base 153 to 482 and encodes 109 amino acids. NCBI's taxonomy places the organism in Eukaryota, Metazoa, Chordata, Actinopteri, Syngnathiformes, Syngnathidae.